AUGCGUGCCUCUUGGACCCUCGCUGUUUCCGCCCUCUACACAACAACUAUCUCUGCCAAUGACAUGCAAUAUGCCAUGGGCGGACUCGACCUCCCUGGAACCAUGUACGCGUGUGCUAGCCCAUCAAUCACUUGUACAGACCCGUCACUAAACAACCACGACUGCUCAUGCACGUGCACAAACGGCCUCACAUUCAAGCAGCCCGUCCCCUCGCCAAUUGGAGACAACGCGACCGCCUGUCCUUCGCUAGACGAGUGCCAGGCGAGCAACGUGCAGUGCCUGGAGCGUGAGCAGGCACUAGAAGUACAAUUGGUAUCCAAGCAACAACAGCUGGUGAACCGCGAAAAGACACUAUCAGCGCAGCUCGCAGCCAAGCAAGCAGAGCUGAACAAUAAUAAGCCCUUUAUGUUUUUGCCCAUGACCUGCCGCGUCGAGACGAACAACGGCAUUAGCAAUUCUGGCACCGCCUACCGGAGACUCCCAAAGAACAGCCCGAGGGAAUGCGCGCAGCUCUGCUCCAAAUCCGGGUUCUUUUUUCUCGGAGAUGGAACUGGAUGCUCGUGCGGAAACACCUCUCUUGGCACCGUGGCAGUUCCGGUGGCCGAGUGUUCGACAAAGUGCCCUGGAGAUCCAAAUCAAACGUGCGGGUCGCCGAUAAGGGUAAUGGUGUACUUUAAGUACUAUAUUUGA
Molecule: messenger RNA, 690 nt
Organism: Bipolaris victoriae FI3
Lineage: Eukaryota; Fungi; Ascomycota; Dothideomycetes; Pleosporales; Pleosporaceae
Exons: 2
Coding region: 1-690 (229 amino acids)
Source: RefSeq, a predicted model, not a curated record